AUGGUAAGACCAAGAAGAGCUGGAACUAACUAUAGGGCUAACUCGGAAGAACCUCAACCGGAAGCUCAACCGGAAGUGCAAGGAGGUAGAGGUAGGGGCCGGGGUGGUAGAGGUCGUGGUGGAGGACGAGGUAGGGGCCGAGGUAGGGGUCGUGGUGAGGCUCCCAGGCCUAACUUGGCGGAUGUGAUUGCUCAAACGGUCACCAAUAUCAUGCCGACUAUUGUUGCCCAAGUCCAAGCAACUCUUGAUGGGAACAAUGGGGUACAACCUAAUGAGCAUCAAAAUGUUGGAAACCCGGAAAAUGUGAAUGAUGAGGGUGCUCAACCUCAUGUUGUAGUAGAAGAAGAAGAAGAAGAACUCGAAAGAGCGGAUAACUAUAGGGCUAGGUAUAACCAACACGGAGUGUACCGCCAAGGUUGUCAAUUCAAAGAUUUCAAGAAUUGUGGGGCACCGGAGUUUGAUGGGUUGGGUGGGCCCGUGGAAUGUAUAAAAUGGUUUGAGAGGAUUGAAGCGGUGAUUGAAAGGAGUCAUUGUACUUAUGAUGACCGAAUUUAUUAUGCCUCCGGUAUGUUCAAGGAGGAUGCUUUAAGUUGGUGGAACCAAGAGAAGGCCUUGGGUCGGGCCCACAAUUUGGAAUGGGCCGACUUCAAGAACAAAGUGAAAGAGAAAUUUUGCCCACCUUAUGAGCUCCAAAACUUGACCAUCGAGUUUGUCCAUCUCAAAAUGGACGGGGCCGACUACAAGGGCUAUGUUAGACGAUUCCAAGAGUUGUCUACCCUUGUUCCUCACCUAGUGAGCACCGAGUCUCGGGCCAUUGAGAAGUUUGUUUUGGGUUUGACUCCACAAGUCCGUUCUCUCAUCAAUCCGGUCAUGCCUACUUCCAUGGUCGAGGCUAUUAACCGUGCCGGUAGUGUUACCGAAGACUUGUUAAGAAGUGGAGUUUUGAGUAAAUCAUCAUCGUCAUCAUCAAAAAGAAAGGAGGUUGGGGAAACAAGUGGUCCAAGGAAGAUGGGGAGGUUUGACUCCAAGAAUGCUAAUCGGGGUAGGGUGAUGGCGGCGGUGGAGCCGGUGAAGAAGCCUUAUGUGGGGCCCCACCCACAUUGUGGAAGAUGCAAUAGACACCACCCCGCCAAUGUUCAAUGUGGGGCAUGCUUUAAUUGUAACCGUUUGGGGCAUAUGGCGAAAGAAUGUAGGGCACCAAGGGUGGGUACGGGUCCGCUCAAUGUAGCUCCUAUUCAAGCUCUUCCUCCUCAAGGCAAUCAAAGAAGAGGCGAAUGUUAUGUGUGCGGUAGCCCAAAUCAUUACCGUAACAAUUGUCCUCAAUGGGUGGGACAACAAGUUCAAGUGGCCGUUCACCCCAAUCAACUACAAAUUGCCGGGCCUAACCAAAACCGGGGACAACAAGGUCACCAAGUGCAACCCCGUGGCCGAGCCUUUGCGGUCAAUGCAAAUGAGGCCCGUAAUGAUCCCAAUGUUGUUGCAGAAACGGUAAAUGGCACCUUAGCAAAACUUAGUCAAAUACUUCGUGAUUGUAUUUUGACUCUAAACGACAUCGAAUUCUACAUCGACCUUAUGCCUUUUGAAAUCGGUAGCUUUGACGUUAUUGUGGGAAUGGAUUGGUUAACGGCGGUAAAUGCAACUAUUGAUUGUGGGGAGAGGGUUGUUAAAAUACCAAUUACCGGGAUUACCCCAUCUCGUGAACUUGACUUUCGUAUCAAUCUUAUUCCGGGAGCCGCACCCGUGGCAAAAGCUCCUUAUAGACUUGCCCUCACUGAAAUGCAAGAACUCGAAGCUCAACUUAAGGAACUUCAAGAGAAAGGUUUCAUCCGUCCUAGUCAAUCUCCUUGGGGUGCUCCCAUUCUCUUUGUCAAGAAGAAAGACGGGUCGUUUAGAAUGUGUAUAGACUAUCGGGAGUUGAAUAAGCUUACGGUGAAGAAUCGAUAUCCUCUUCCUCGAAUCGAUGACCUUUUUGACCGACUUCAAGGUGCCAAGCACUUUUCCAAAAUCGAUCUCCGCUCGGGUUAUCAUCAACUCCGGGUUCAUGAUGAUGACAUUCAUAAAACGGCUUUCCGAACUCGGUAUGGGCACUUUGAAUUCACCGUUAUGCCUUUCGGGUUGACCAAUGCACCAGCAGUAUUCAUGGAUUUGAUGAACGGGUGUGUCGCCCUUUCUUGGACAAGUCCGUCAUUGUCUUUAUUGACGACAUACUUGUUUAUUCUAAAACGAAGGAAGAACAUGCCGAACACUUGCGAGAAGUACUCGAGUUGUUAA
Messenger RNA from Erigeron canadensis, 2271 nucleotides. RefSeq lists its product as uncharacterized. The transcript has 3 exons. The record is from RefSeq and is a predicted model, not a curated record. NCBI's taxonomy places the organism in Eukaryota, Viridiplantae, Streptophyta, Magnoliopsida, Asterales, Asteraceae. Gene Ontology annotation, molecular function: zinc ion binding; nucleic acid binding. Bases 1 to 2271 code for a protein of 756 amino acids.